AUGUCAUUUUAUGAUCUGGUCGAUGAUGGGCCUUGGUGGAGAAACCGAGGAAUAAUCCUCCUCAAUCUUUCCUUGUUACUCGCCCUUAUUACCUCGUCAGCAAAUGGUUUUGAUAGCUCGAUGAUGAACGGCCUCCAAAUAGUACCGGAUUGGCAAGGUUACUUUGGCAACCCAUCUGGGUCAACCUUAGGCAUGGUCAAUGCGAUUCAGAAUAUCGGUGUGUUGAUGGCACUUCCCAUGGCCCCCUACGUCAGCGAUAAAUUCGGCCGUAAGAAGAGCCUAGUCACUGGGGCACUCAUUAUGUUGGGAGGGGUAACACUUCAAGCUGCAUCAACUAAUAUUUGGCACUUUGUUGGUUCUCGGGGAAUGAUCGGGCUAGGCCUGGGAUUCGCGACAAACGCUGCGCCUCUGCUCAUCACCGAGUUAGCUUACCCAACUCAACGAGGACCUAUCACUGCUAUGUACAAUUCGUCAUGGUAUUUUGGUAGUAUCAUUGCGGCUUGGGUCUGCUUCGGAACUUUCCGAAUGUCUGGGACAACUUGGUCAUGGAGAAUCCCAUCGCUCCUACAAGGAGUGCCUUCACUGAUUCAAGUAUGCCUCCUGUGGUUUGUCCCAGAAUCUCCUCGAUGGCUAUUAUCUCAGAAUCGAGACGCCGAAGCAAUAGAAAUCCUUGGGAAAUACCAUGCGAAUGGAAACACCUCUGAUCCACUCGUCGUGCUUGAGUACCAAGAGAUUCGUGAGGCAUUGAUCUUGGAGAAAGAAAUAUCAGGAGAGGUUUCAUAUUUCACGCUAUUCAAAUCAGUCGGUAACCUCAAGCGGAUGCGGAUCAUAAUCGCUCUUGGAUUCUUUUCGCAAUGGAGUGGAAACGGGCUGUUCUCGUAUUAUAUUAACGAGAUUUUUAAGACUCUGGGUAUCACCAGCCCGGGAAUGAAGACUCUUAUAAAUGCGAUCCUCCAGAUAUGGAAUCUAAUUAUGGCCUUGAGUGCAGCCAUGUUUGUAGACCGUGUGGGUCGGCGGACCAUGUUUGUCGUCUCGAAUGCGGGAAUGCUAUGUGCAUUCUCCAUAUGGACGAUUACAGCAGCACUAUAUCAACUUCUUGGCAAUACUGCCGCAGCAAACGCCAAUAUCGCUCUCAUUUUUAUCUUUUUUAGCUUCUAUGACAUUGCCUAUUCGCCUCUGCUAGUGGCAUACACAAUCGAGAUCCUUCCUUUCAAUAUCCGUGCAAAGGGCUUUGCUGUAAUGAAUUUUUCCGUGUGCAUUGCUCUGAUCGUAAAUCAAUACGUGAAUCCAAUUGCUCUUGGAGCUAUUGGUUGGAAAUAUGCACUUGUAUACUGUGGCUGGCUUCUCUUCGAGUUUGUAUUCGUUUUCCGUUACAUCAUCGAGACCAAGGGUCGUUCUCUGGAACAAACUGCAGCACUCUUUGAUGGAGAGGGUCAUGCAGACGCGUUAGAACAGGGUGAGAUUCGCGCCGCUUUGGAUUCGAAGCCGCAGCUAACUGGUGUUAUCAAGCUGGCUAUGAUGCCGCUCGCCACACUCAAAUCAGAACCCGUGACUAUGAACACUACGACUACUUCUCCGUCUACAUUGAUAGAGAUGAUGAUAAGAUCUAUGAGAUGCGACGGGUUGAUCCACAUUAUACAAAAUCCCGGAGACCUGGCCAGCACCCGUCUGAAAGGUCGAUACACGCUGAUCAUAGUGGUUAUCGAUACUAGUUUUUCCCUUAAAUUCCUCUUUGGACCGUCUUAUUUGGGAAUGUAA
Rhizoctonia solani is the source of this 1758-nucleotide messenger RNA. RefSeq names its product Sugar (and other) transporter. Gene Ontology annotation, molecular function: carbohydrate:proton symporter activity. The coding region runs from base 1 to 1758 and encodes 585 amino acids. Gene Ontology annotation, biological process: transmembrane transport; carbohydrate transport. Lineage: Eukaryota; Fungi; Basidiomycota; Agaricomycetes; Cantharellales; Ceratobasidiaceae. The record is from RefSeq and is a predicted model, not a curated record. Gene Ontology annotation, cellular component: membrane. The transcript has 21 exons.